Messenger RNA from Bombus pascuorum, 730 nucleotides. It is a transcript of the gene Pfdn4, whose product is annotated as prefoldin subunit 4. The coding region runs from base 140 to 553 and encodes 137 amino acids. The transcript is spliced from 4 exons. The record is from RefSeq and is a predicted model, not a curated record. Lineage: Eukaryota; Metazoa; Arthropoda; Insecta; Hymenoptera; Apidae. Gene Ontology annotation, cellular component: cytoplasm; prefoldin complex. Gene Ontology annotation, biological process: protein folding.
AGUCGCUUUUAAAGAUAUUAGCUUCAUGAAGUAAUAUUGUGAGUCGUGACUAUUAGAACUAGACAUUACUGUUUCAAAAUUGUUAUUUAGAUUUUCAUUAGACUGCGAAUUAAACAGUUAUAGCAUACAAGUAACAAAUAUGUCAGCACGAAAAAACGUUCAAGCUGGAUUCCAACCGGACUCUGAUGUUUAUAUUACGUACGAAGAUCAACAAAAAAUUAAUAAAUUUGCAAGACAGAAUGCUAAAAUGGAUGACUUAAAGGAGGAAUUAAAAGUUAAACAGAAUGAAUUAAAGAACUUAGAAGAUGCAUGUGAUGAAAUAGUUCUUUUGGAUGAAGAUGCAAAGAUUCCAUAUUACAUUGGUGAAGUUUUUAUUUAUGAAGACUUAGAAAAGACACAGAAUUACUUAGAUGAGAUUAAAGAAAAGAAGAAAAAGGAGAUCUUUAAUUUGGAAAGUAAAUGUGUCGAUUUGAAGAAUAUUAUAACUGAGUUAAAAACACAACUAUAUGCAAAAUUUGGUAACCGUAUAAAUUUAGAAGCAGAGGAGGAUUAAUCUAGUCAACUAUCCAUAUAAUUUUUUUAUAAUGCGAAAUAAACUUUUUAUACUAUAGUCUCAUGUCUUCUAAUGGAUAUAAUAUAUAAAGUUAUAAAUUUAUGCAUUUUUCAUGUCAUACAUGUUAAUUAAUUGUUGUUAUGUGAUAAGCUCCUAAUAAAUUAAUCAUAAUUCUUU